ACAUGACACCAGAGUUUGAUUCAAGUAAAACUCAAACACACCACAGGAACGGAAAUAGAAAAUAUUUAGCCGAUUGCCCGUACCGAUGUUUGUUUCAUGACUUCUUACAGUGUCAGACUCCCACAAUGCAACAUGAUCUCUAAUGUUUGACAUAAAAACAAGCCAGAGUUUGUCCAACAGGUGACCUCACCUACCCAAUAAAAAAACUCUUCUCUGAGUCAGUUAGCUGAGCUCGAUGUCAGCGUUAAAUCGAUUUGGAGAAAAGAUAAAGAUAUCAUGCCAAUGAAAACUCAGGAACUAUCUCUGCACAUAAAGCUGCUGGUCUUCUUUUAAAGUUCUAUCUUUGGGCUUUUUCUGCCUUUACUUUCAGAGACAGGAGUGGAUGGACACAGGUCGGAUUCGAACCCGGCUACCUGCAGCCCUGUUUUUAGUUAUUUUAUGAUCCAAAAUUCUCUGAAAUCAUUCGUCCCACAUCAGUAUACGAAGGCCGAGCGGGAACACGAGUCAUGUAGCAGGUUUAACAAAAGUAAGAAACAAAAGAGCUUGAAAGCCUUAAAGGGUUAAUUUUCCAAUUGUUACAAACAAGCCUGCAGGUUGAAUCAUGAUUAAAAAAAAACAUGAAUCAUGAAGUGAAUCACACAAACGCACACGGAGCAUGACUUUGACAGCCUGAUUCAUCGCUCUCAUUACAUCAUCGAUUUCUCCGUUUCUCGCCCGUUUCCUCGUCGUUUCAUGUUGUGUAGGUUGCUGCGGCGGCUCUGAAGGAGCAUCAUCCAUCAUGCUUUCACUCCUGCAGCUGAAGUGAAGCAGAACAGAGUCAGAGGACGAGCACGUUGGUUCUCCACCUUCACCUGAAACACAGUCAUUAAACAGGUACAUAUGGGUCAGGGGGAGGUGUCAUCUGGAGGAUUAGUGAUGGAGGGCGAUUGCCUCGGCUGUAUGAAGUACCUCAUGUUCAUCUUUAACUUCUUCAUCUUCCUGGGGGGCUCCUUCCUGCUCGGUGUUGGCGUCUGGGUGCUGGUGGACCCGAUGGGCUUCAGGGAGAUCGUGGCGGCGAACCCGCUGCUCUUCACGGGCGUCUACGUCAUCCUGGCGAUGGGCGGCAUGCUGUUCCUGCUCGGCUUCCUGGGCUGCUGCGGCGCCAUCAGGGAGAACAAAUGUCUGCUGCUCUUUUUCUUCAUGCUCAUCCUCUUCAUCUUCCUGGCCGAGCUGGCUGCCGCCGUCCUCGCCUUCCUCUUCAGGGAACACUUAACCAGAGAGUACUUCAGCCGGGAUCUUAAGCGUCACUAUCAGGGUAACAACAACACGGACGUCUUCUCGUCCACCUGGAACGCCAUCAUGACCACGUUCGAUUGUUGCGGCGUCGUCGGCCCAGAGGAUUUCGAGGAGAGUCUGUUCCGCCUGCUGAACCCGGCCCAGCUGGUCCCUGAGGCCUGCUGUCAUAGGAGCAGCUACGUCAGCGUGGAGCAGUGUGUGAGUGGAGGCCCGACCUUCAGACACAACAAGGGCUGUUACUCUGCGAUGGUGGAACACUUUGAGACGUACAUCUACACAGCUGGAGCUCUGUCCAUCGUUGUGCUGACGGUUGAACUCUUCGCCAUGGGGUUCGCCAUGUGUUUGUUCAGAGGAAUCCAGUGACGCUGCGUCCUCACCGCUCACCUUGCCCAGCCGCCUGACCCAGCUCAGAGAACCUGUAAAUUAUGAAGCGUUGUUUGUACAGUAAUCACGUGUCUCGUCGGUUUUGUGACAUCGUUUGUACCUCACCGCUGCUUCACAUCGACAGAAACAGGGAGUGACCUGUGACCUGAGGGGGCGGAGUCAGUCUGGUGUUUCUCCUAAAGGAAGGAUGAACAAAGGUCCUACAGAGGAUCUAGAAAAACCAAAUGCAAACUUGAGUCACAGAUUGUAGUAAACUAGAUCGUGGUUACCACCUGAUUAUAACCUGGAUUUAGCCUCUUCAGGGUCGAGGAGAGUCUGCACCGAAUGAUUUGGGUACAUUCAGCACAUUAAACCCACAGCGAGCCUCCUUCAGUCAGAUCUACGUGAACGCAUCGGGCCUCAUGCAGGAAACCGUUUUUACUGUCAGGAUUAUCUGCUCCAAGUCGGAUUAAACAAAAAACAACAAUCUGUAACUCCUCCUCCUUCAGUCGUUUCAAAGUCGAUCUAAUAGAACAAUAACCUCCAACAGGGAGAAUGGCGUCUCUCUCGUGUCCCCGCUCGCCUGUUUUCAGCGCUAUGUGACUUUGUCAGCGGGUCGAGGUUGUCUGGUGAGAAGUGCGUACGUCUUUACGGUGCUAGUUCACACAGCAGCCUUCAGCUACAAAGCAGCCAGUUAGCCCGUCUCUGUACUGUUUGAUACGACGACUGAGAGA
Messenger RNA from Labrus bergylta (ballan wrasse), 2372 nucleotides. The record is from RefSeq and is a predicted model, not a curated record. NCBI's taxonomy places the organism in Eukaryota, Metazoa, Chordata, Actinopteri, Labriformes, Labridae.